AUACAGCUGUAUACAGGGUAACAGGAGUUUUGAGAACAUUUAUGUUUCUUCAACAAUGCUCAGUUUUGUAAAAAUAUUUACGCUUAUUUAUCUAUUUAGCAAUCUAUCUACUUAUUUUACUUUUUUUUUGAGACAUCUCACUAUAUAUCUAUAUAUACAUAGCCUGGGCUGUCCUAGAAUUCACUAUAUAGAUUAGGCUGGCCCUGAAAUCAUAUCGAUCCAUCUGCCUCUGCUUCCUGAGUGCUGGGUUAAAGGCACGCCCUCCCAUGCCAGGCUUUACUCUCACAUUUAAGGAAGUGUGUGUGCGCGCGUGUGCGCGCGCUCGCUCGCAUGUGUCUGUGUGGUGCGCGUGCAUGCGUGCGUGUUCCAUUUUGAUGUGUUUGGUAGAACCUCUCAAGAUUUUAGGAAGGUCCAAGGCCAAAGAGGAUAAGGACAAACAUUGAGUGCAGGCACUUCUGCCCUCAGCUCCCAGCUGCUCUGAGAAGACCUUCCUAGGCAGCCAGUCCUGCCCAACAGCAGGGCCUCUGCAUUUCUGUAACCCUAAACAAAGCCCCCAGGGACACCCCCCCCCCCAGGAGGCUGAGCCACUAAAGCUCUGGGGAUCAGGAGAAACAAAGAGAGAGGGGAAAGAGAGUGCUGACAGAGCCACUGGCCAGCAGCUGCGGAACUAUAAAGAGAGGACCCACAGAGGAAGCUGCACCAGAUGGAGACCCAGACCGUGCAGCGAGAGCUGGAAACUCUUCCAACCACUAAGAUGGCUCAGACCAACCCUAUGCCAGGGUCCUUGGGACCAUGGAAGAUAACCAUCUAUGAUCAGGAGAACUUCCAGGGCAAGAGGAUGGAGUUUACCAGUUCCUGCCCAAAUGUCUCUGAGCGUAGUUUUGAUAAUGUCCGGUCUCUUAAGGUGGAGUGUGGCGCCUGGAUUGGUUAUGAGCACACCAGCUUCUGUGGACAGCAGUUUAUCCUGGAGAGAGGAGAAUACCCUCGAUGGGAUGCCUGGAGUGGGAGCAAUGCCUACCAUAUUGAGCGUCUCAUGUCCUUCCGCCCCAUCUGCUCUGCUAAUCAUAAGGAGUCUAAGAUCACCAUCUUCGAGAAAGAGAACUUUAUCGGGCGCCAGUGGGAGAUCUGUGAUGACUAUCCUUCCUUGCAAGCCAUGGGCUGGUUCAACAAUGAAGUUGGUUCCAUGAAGAUACAAUGUGGGGCCUGGGUCUGCUACCAGUAUCCUGGAUAUCGUGGUUAUCAGUAUAUCUUGGAAUGUGACCAUCAUGGAGGAGACUACAAACACUGGAGAGAGUGGGGAUCUCAUGCCCAGACUUCCCAGAUCCAAUCCAUUCGCCGAAUCCAACAAUAGUGGGUUAAAACUUCCAAAAUUCCUCAGGCAUGAGAUCUUGCUAAACACUCUAGAAUUCUAUGUUCUGCCCAGAAACUGCUUUCAAAUGUUAGCUAAAAUCCACAAUAAAUGUCAUUUAAAAAAAA
Meriones unguiculatus (Mongolian gerbil) is the source of this 1476-nucleotide messenger RNA. RefSeq names its product crystallin beta A1 (gene Cryba1). The coding region runs from base 704 to 1351 and encodes 215 amino acids. The transcript is spliced from 6 exons. Gene Ontology annotation, molecular function: structural constituent of eye lens. Gene Ontology annotation, biological process: visual perception; lens development in camera-type eye. Lineage: Eukaryota; Metazoa; Chordata; Mammalia; Rodentia; Muridae. The record is from RefSeq and is a predicted model, not a curated record.